Penaeus vannamei (Pacific white shrimp) is the source of this 952-nucleotide messenger RNA. Its product is annotated as alpha-(1,3)-fucosyltransferase C. The record is from RefSeq and is a predicted model, not a curated record. Lineage: Eukaryota; Metazoa; Arthropoda; Malacostraca; Decapoda; Penaeidae. Gene Ontology annotation, molecular function: fucosyltransferase activity. Gene Ontology annotation, cellular component: membrane.
AUGAGCUUCGGCUACGGUCGCGCGCCCUUCCGGAGAGCCGAGUGCGAGGUGGACCUGUGCCUGACGACCAGCAAUCGCUCCCUCUUGCCCGUGGUGGACUUUGACGCCGUCAUCUUCCACUUCAGGGCGACGGAGAGGCUGCAGAUGCCCAGGAGCAGGUCUCCUCAUCAGCGCUGGAUCUUCGAGGAGGUCGAGUCAUCCUCAUACAUCUACCAAGAUCCUGCCAUCUACAACAGCCUCUUCAACUGGACCAUGACCUACAGGAGGGACUCGGACAUCGUUUAUACGUACGGCCGCGUGUAUCCCUCUCCCUCUCCCUCGCCGGCUCCGAAAGACAAGAAUUUCGCCGAAGGAAAAACCAAGAUGGCGGCCUGGUUCGUGUCCAACUGUUACUCCCAUUCAAAGAGAGAGAGAAUCGUGAAGAGCUUGCAGAGUUACAUCAAGGUGGAUAUUUACGGUAAAUGUGGACCACUGGAAUGCCCCCGUGACAGUACUCGCCAGUGUUACCAGAUGCUCGAGGAAAAUUACAAGUUUUAUUUGUCGUUUGAGAACUCUCUCUGCAAGGAUUACGUCACCGAAAAGCUGUUCUCUGUUCUCAAAUACAAUGUGGUUCCUGUGGUAUACGGCCUCGCAGACUACGCCCUGGUUGCUCCUCCGGGGUCUUACAUCGACGCCUUGAGUUUCCCUUCCGUGGACAGCCUGGCGAAGUACUUGAAAUAUCUCGACGGGAAUGACACAGCUUAUAACGAGUAUUUCAGAUGGAAAGGCCACUACACCAUAGACAACGGCUGGUCCAACACUGCUCAAGGAUUUUGUGAUUUGUGCAAGAAACUUCACCAGGACAGCGAGCCCAAAGUUUAUCGAGAUAUCAAAGACUGGUUUAUGCUGAGUGGCGGAUGCAAGACUUUGAAGAGCAGGUCUUGGCUACCUUGGCUGUAGGAAGGGCUAGGUG